CCCUGGCCUGCGGCACACACUCGCACAUUGUCGAUGUCCUUCAUGUUCGGCGUCAGAGCCGCCCGGCUCUCGCUGCGAUGCCCAACCGGUCCAGCGAGCCGCCCGUCUUCGAUGGGCCACAGCCUGCGGUGUUACUCGUCCCGCCCGUCUCGGUUCGGCAACAAGAAAAGAACGCAGGUGCUGGAGCAGGAGCCCGAAGCGGCGCGCGGCGGCGACUGGGUCUCCCAGUCUCAGGUCAAGGAGGCGCCGCCGACGGCAGCCGGGGCGCCCGCCACGUUCCCGUCGUACGAACAGAGGCAGCAGCAGGCGGGUUCGCAGUACGAGAGCCUCUCCGACGGCGUGGUGGCGCACAUGCGGCGCGUGUACGCCACGCUCGCGACCGGCAUCGGCAUCUCGGCCGCCGCGUCGGUCACCGCCAUGGCCACGCCCCUCGGGCUCGUGCACCCUCUCAUCCCUGGGCUGGGCGCGAUGGUGCCCCUGCUCGGCCUGAUGUACACCUCGAAGCACACGCACUCGCAGACGCUGCGCGCCGGCCUGUUUGCAGCCUUCACCGGCCUCUCUGGCUGGGCGAUGGCGCCGCUCCUCCUCGUGGCGCUCAAGGUGUCUCCGGCCAUCGUGCCGCAGGCCCUCGCCAUCACGACCGGCCUCUUCGGCACGAUGACGGCGCUCUCGCUCUUCGCCAAGCCGGGCUCCAUGCUGCGGCUCGGCGUCCCUCUCGGCGCCGGGAUGCUCAUGCUGCUCGGAUGCGGCGUCGCGGGGAUGUUCGUGCCGGUCACGUCGGCGUGGUACCCGCUCCUCCACUCGAUCAACCUCUACGGCGGGCUGGGGAUCUUCACGCUCUACAUCGCCUACGACACCCAAAACAUGAUCAACGAGUACGAGAUGGGGGAGGACGACCACCUGAAGCACGCCGUCGACCUCUUCAUCAAUUUCAAGGUCAUCUUCCAGCGCGUGCUCUUGUUGCUGAUGGGCCGCUCCGACGACUAGCGCCCGCGUGCCACACACACCGCCCUUGGGCCCUCGCUCACCGGGAGAGCGAGCGGCUCCACCCCCACAUCUCCCCGAGGCGGUGCGCGCGGCUCGUCAGCCUGGUUGCAGGUUGGUGGCAGAAGAGAGGCGGAUGGCGUGGUGAGACCGCGCACGUGCCGCGCAACCAGCGAGGGUCGGCGAGGGCGGGAGGGCUAGAGCCGGAGGCGGUGACUUAGGUAUAAAGGGACCACAAAGAGCUGUGUGUGUACAC
Emiliania huxleyi CCMP1516 is the source of this 1240-nucleotide messenger RNA. RefSeq lists its product as hypothetical. Gene Ontology annotation, cellular component: membrane. The record is from RefSeq and is a predicted model, not a curated record. Lineage: Eukaryota; Haptophyta; Isochrysidales; Noelaerhabdaceae. The coding region runs from base 34 to 987 and encodes 317 amino acids. The transcript is spliced from 9 exons.